This is a messenger RNA of Dreissena polymorpha, 804 nucleotides long. Its product is annotated as actin nucleation-promoting factor WASL-like. Lineage: Eukaryota; Metazoa; Mollusca; Bivalvia; Myida; Dreissenidae. The transcript is spliced from 8 exons. The record is from RefSeq and is a predicted model, not a curated record. Gene Ontology annotation, biological process: actin filament organization. The coding region runs from base 1 to 804 and encodes 267 amino acids.
AUGGUGUGGGAACAGGUUCUUACAGACAACUUUGUGUACAAGACCCUAAGUACAUACUUCCACACAUUUGAGGCACAUGUCUGUCAGGCUGGUCUCAAAUUUGCAAGUGAGAAAGAGGCAGCCCAUUUUCAGAAGAUGGUGGAGGGGAAGCUCAUGGAGCGGGUUCAGAAACGCAUGGGUGAGGAGAACUACAAGCGACAAAAGCAGCGGCAAGGUAACCGUGGGAACUCGAGCGGCAUUAACCAGCCGCAUGUGACCAGCGAUGUUGAAUCAGGAGCGCCACCUGCCCAGGUCUACGUUACCUCAGUGAGAAACAACACGAACAAGAAAGAUAAGGCGACAAAGGGACGGAAGAAACAACUGACGAACGAAGAGAUAAGCUUGCCUAGUGACGUAAGACGCGUCGGCCAUGUUGGGCUGAACCUAGACACAGGUCUCGACCAGGUGCAGGGGUUGGAUCCAGAGAUACAGAUUAUUUGUGAGUAUUUAGGAAUGUCGACAGUGGACGAGGAAACGAUCGAUUUCAUCUACGACUUUGUUGACAAGAAGGGUGGACUUGAAGAACUGAUGAAAGAGAUAGCACAGCAACAGUCAAGACGUCGUUGCGUACGGCCAGAAUCGGGCGAACGACAAAUAUUCCCCAGUGAUAAGGCUAUUGAAAGACGUCGCCGUGUACAUCCUUCGCCACAAGAGAUUGAGAGCAUCGCAUAUGUUUCACCUUCAAGUCCAGGACGUCGUUUUGGACGGAUGUUCAAAUCUGCCGACCUGCUGAUGCUCCCCAGUGAUACAAGAGAAAUUGCGUAA